UCCAUCUAACAAACGUUAGUUAGUACCUCGAAUACUUUCUGUCAUCUGCACAUCAUAUUUGUAACAAGAAUUGGAAAGAAAGUUGCAGAAACAAUUUCCUAUAAAAACACAGAUAAGUAACUCGACCUCCAGACAACUGCAUGCUGAGGUGGACGCGGUACAUAACGUGUAUUGAAACUGAAAUUUUAGUGUGAAAACGUUGCAAAAAGUGCUGCUGAUUCCUGUGAAUAUUACAUCCCGAUGGCAUACAGAUAUCGAGGUAGAGGAUAUGGUGGCCAUAGAGGUGGAUAUCAACGAUAUGACAUCAAAGAGUCCGAUGACGUGUUUCCAGUGAAAAGGGCAUAUGCUUAUAGCGGACCAGCCCCUCAUUUAGGAACUCCUUCUGUUAUUGGAAAUUAUUCCAUUGAUGGGAACAGGGAGUUUGGUUAUGACAGAUCCAUGCUGCAGUUUCUCCAGAGAAAAUACUUGCCUGAAACAAAAAUGAAUGUACAUCUGGAUCUGAAUAAGGGUCAUCAAGAUACAGUUGAGUAUAAAGGAAAUUCACAAGAAAGCUUUGAAAACUUCUUGCAGUGGGUUUUCAGUAAUCAAGAUGACUUGAAGUCUGACAAGACAUCAUCAAGGCUCUCCGCUGAUGUUUUAUGCAUGCGAGGAUUAUUAAAAAAAAUUAUGAAGACUCCAUAUAAUCCUAGAGAGCCAUGGACUAUCCUUGUAACAGGAUUUAAAGGAACACUGUACAUGGUAAACUGGAAACCUUACAGUGAGGACAAAGAAGAAAAUGAAGUGCCAAAGAAU
Messenger RNA from Penaeus vannamei (Pacific white shrimp), 792 nucleotides. NCBI's taxonomy places the organism in Eukaryota, Metazoa, Arthropoda, Malacostraca, Decapoda, Penaeidae. The record is from RefSeq and is a predicted model, not a curated record.